AUGGUUGAAAAAGAGUCGACUCAGAGUGCGCAGACGACAGCGAAUGAUCCAGAAUGGUCAUCAGCAUCGAAUGCAUCCACACCCGUCGCAUCCAACCAACAACAACACCAUCAACAAGUGACUCAUCAUGACCCAGUGGAGACACCGCAUCAGAAACAACUACUCAAUUUGGUGUUCAGAUCAAUGAAGCGCACACACGAUUUCUUCUUUCACGACUAUCACAACGCUUAUCCGACGGAUCCAAAAGCUGAUGAGUUGUGGCGAUCGGUGAAGGUGAAAUGUGAAUUCGGCGAUGUGCUGAAUCAUGUCCAAGAUGAGAAACGGCGUAAAGAAGAUGAAAUUCUGAAUUUACCAAAGAAUGAAACGAACGGCGGCAGCGUUCUCCUCUCGACGCCGUCGAAUCAAAAUGGUUUUUAA
Anisakis simplex (herring worm) is the source of this 417-nucleotide messenger RNA. The record is from the annotation of a GenBank genome assembly. NCBI's taxonomy places the organism in Eukaryota, Metazoa, Nematoda, Chromadorea, Rhabditida, Anisakidae.